AUGUUGGAUUGGCUAGCCAAAAAACAUUUUGUUCUUUCAGCCAACCUCCAUGGUGGAAGUGUGGUUGCUGUAUAUCCGUUUGACGACGCCAUCCCUCAUGAAUCUUCUGGUCAUUACAGUAAGUCCCCCGAUGAUGCUGUAUUCCAGUACUUGGCCCAUGUGUAUGCCGACCAUCACAAAACAAUGCACAAAGGAAACAUCUGUCAUUAUGAUAAUUUUACGAAAACCCGUGGAAUUACAAAUGGUGCUUAUUGGUAUGACGUACCCGGCGGCAUGCAGGAUUACAAUUACCUGAAAGGAAAUUGUUUUGAAAUCACUUUAGAACUGACUUGUUGUAAAUAUCCCGUCGCUUCACAAAUUGCUUUAGAAUGGUUCAACAACAAAGAUGCACUGUUAACUUAUAUUGAACAGGUUCAUAUUGGUAUUUCUGGAUUUAUUAGAGAAGGAGACAGCACCAUUGGUAUUCCAAAUGCCACUGUACAUGUCCAUGGAAUAAACCAUGAUGUAAAAACUUCUAAAUUUGGAGACUUUUGGCGUUUAUUGGUUCCAGGCACUUAUGAUGUUACUUUUACAGCUAAAGGUUACAAGGCAGUGACAUACACCAAUGUGACAGUUCCUAAGGGGGCAAAUGUCAAGACCGUGGUGAAAAUGUGGAAAGAGGAAUCAAAUAAAAUAAUUGACUCGGACGCUCAUUCAAAUCAACCCACAAAUAAAUCAAAACCUCUUUUGGAAAACCUCAAUUGGUUGGUAAAAGAAAUCGACAAGCUUCAUGAUGCAGAGCACCGAACUGCUCUCAAAUUCGUCGAGCCAAAAGAAUUUAUUUAUCACCAUUUCCCACAGAUGGAAACUUUCUUAAAGACCUGUCGAAAGCUAUGUCCAAAUAUUACUCGUCUUUAUUCAAUUGGAAAGUCUGUUCAAGGUCGAGACUUGUGGGUCUUGGAAAUGACAAGAGAUCCUGGAAUUCACAUUCCAGGCAAACCAGAAUUUAAAUAUAUUGCCAAUAUGCACGGGAAUGAGGUUGUUGGGCGUGAAAUGCUCUUGCUGUUAGCUCAAGUGUUCUGUGAAAAUUAUGGCAAAAAUCCUUUACUUACUGCCAUGCUCAACUAUACAAGAAUUCACCUCAUGCCUUCUAUGAACCCUGAUGGCUUUGAAAAAGCCAAAGAAGGUGAUUGGGAAGGAAUCAAAGGCAGAGCAAAUGGCAAUGAUGUUGAUUUGAACCGUAAUUUCCCAGAUCAAUACUUAAAUCAGGAAGAAAACGAAAUAGUGGAACCAGAGACAGAAGCAGUGAUGAAAUGGCUGAAAUCUAUUCCAUUUGUUCUUUCGGCAAAUCUCCAUGGAGGCUCACUUGUUGCCAAUUACCCAUUUGAUGACACAAAAGACGGUCAUUCAGUUUAUAGCAAGUCACCUGAUGAUGCCAUCUUCUUGCAACUGGCCAAGUCAUACUCUUUGGCUCAUUCAACAAUGCACAAAGGUCAUCCAUGUCCUAAUAUAGGCUCAGAUGAAUACUUUCCAGAUGGUGUUACAAAUGGAGCUAUGUGGUAUAACGUGGCUGGAGGCAUGCAAGAUUGGAACUACUUACAUACAAACUGUUUUGAGAUCACCCUGGAGCUUGGAUGUCAUAAGUAUCCACCAAGAAAAGACCUCGGUAAAUACUGGCAGGCUAACAAAUAUCCACUGAUAGUUUUCAUGGGUCAGAUACAUAAGGGUGUCCGUGGAUUUGUCAGUGAUCAGGUAACUAAUAAGGGCCUUGCAGGUGUGACUUUGACAGUGGCAGGAAUAAACCACACAGUGGUCACUGCCAAAGAUGGUGAUUAUUGGAGACUUUUGGUGGCUGGAAUUUACAAUAUGACAGCUUCAAAGCCUGGGUACAUUUCCAAAACCCACCAAGUGCAGGUGACAUCAGGAGCUGCCACUGUUCUAAACUUCACUCUUUCCAUGCCUGCCAAUAUGAAGUGGUCCAAGAAAUAUGAUUUCGCAUCAUCAAAAACAUCUGUUAACAAUGACAUCAUGAAAUACAAUGAAAUCCAAGAUACGUCCUUAGAGCCUGUUCUCCUGGAGGUUCACCUGACUGCCCUUAAGAAGAUUCCUGUUGACCUGCCGAAACCUCAUGUCGCCCUGAUUGCCAAUCUGAAUGGUGAUGAGCCUGUUUCAGUGGAAAUACUUAUUAGACUCAUCCGGCAUUUGCUUGUAGGCUACAGAGCUAGUCACUCGGAUAUUUCUCAGCUUUUGGAAUCAUCCCAUAUUCAUAUCUACCCUGUGUUGAAUAUUGAACAAUACUCUCUGGCUACACCUGGAGAUUGCUCUCCCCUCAACCAUACUCGACCUCCACUUUACACUUUGCUGAACUCGACUUCCUCGAUUAUACCAGUUUUGAUGAAAGUUUUUUCAAAGCAUCAAUUUUCUCAAGUACUCAGCCUUGAAGCUGGUGGCAAGUUUAUUGUGUUACCUUAUGAGAAAAAAGUAAAAGAUAUUUAUGGCCAGUUGUCUUCCUCCACCCCAGAUGAUGACAUCUUUCAGAUGCUCGGACAAUCUUUCAAUCUGGCUUUUGCUACUCACAAAAGCUGCUCAGCUACAGCCACCCAAGGAAUCAUCCAUGGGGCAGACAUAAUCUUACAUUCUGCUUCCAUAUUAGACUAUGUUUAUGAAAAGUUUGGAACUUAUAUGAUUUCAAGCCAUGUAAGUUGCUGCAAAUACCCACCUGUUUCACAGCUUGCGGAUAUUUGGCAUGAUACCCUUGAACCCCUUAUGGAAUUCCUGAAGAAGGCUAACCAAGGAGUUUAUGGCCAGUUGUUGUACAAUGGAGAUGUACUGUCAAAUGCGACGCUACACAUUGACAAUAAACAGAAGUCAAUUCCAGUUGACAAUGGUCACUUUUUUGCUUUACUCACCACUGGUUCUCAUACAUUGAUGGCAUCUUCUCCAGGCAUGGAUGAAAUGUCUACACAUGUGAUGAUAUCAAAGAAUAAACUUUCAAAGACAACAAUGUCUCUACUUCAAGAAGUUCAGGUGUUAACUUACCAUAACUACGAUGCCAUGUUGAGUGUCUUGCAAAAAGUCAACAGGAAAUGUCCAAAUAUUUCAAAAAUUCACAGUCUUGGGAAGAGCUCUGAGAAGAGGGAUCUUUGGAUGUUUUCAUUUGGAAAGCAAUCACCUCAACCCAAACCUCAUGUCUUCUUGGCUGGCAACUUACAUGGGGAUGAAAUGGUUGGAAGGGAACUUCUCUUGGAACUUGUCUAUCAUCUUUGUGAAAACUACAAAAAGGACUAUAUAAUCACUUCAAUGUUGGACAACAGUUGGCUGCACUUGGUACCUUCGCUGAACCCUGAUGGAGCAGAAAAAGCUUUCCAGAAACGACACAAAAGGCGGCGCCAAUUACAGCCAAAAUGUACUAAUUCUCCUGGAGCUGAGAAUGCAAAUGGUGUUGAUCUGGAUACAGAUUUCUUAAUCGAUGGUGCAAAUAAAUCCAAACAAAUCCAACCAGAAUCUGCAGCCAUUAUGAAAUGGCUGAAAGAAAAAAAACCAACAGUUACAAUAAUUAUGAGGGGUGGCUCCCUUGUUGGCGUGUAUCCUUACCAUAACAGUGCAUCAGGCUAUUUGGGAGGUCCAGACAAAAUUUCUGUGAAACAUCUCAUCAGCAUCUAUGCUCGAGAACACCCAACAAUGUCGAAAGGACAACCUAAUUGUAGUGCAUCAAUUAAAGAGAAUUACAAGAACGGAAUUGCUGAAGCUUGCAAGUUAAGCAACCAUAGUGGCAGCUUACUGGAUUAUGCCUCCGUUGUGUCUCAUAGUCGAGCUGUGAGUAUUUACUUAGGCUGCUGCAAAUUUCCCGCUGAGAAAGAUCUUCUCCAGUAUUGGAAAGACAACCGAAUGGCCUUAUUAAAUCUACUACAAGAGGUGCAUCAAGGUUUCCACGGUGUACUCAUUGAUAAUACUACAAAACUACCUGUGAUCAAUGCCUCUGUGAAUAUCUUUGAGUCUUCAGCUGUCUAUUCUGGAGGGGAGAAAGGUCAAUUCUGGGUCUACCUUGCCCCUGGUUCUUAUAUUGUUACCAUUCAAGCUGAGGGUUACGAUGACUGGAUACAGCAUCUUGAAAUUGUUGAAGGAAAGUUUUCUGAAAAGUACACUAUUGCUAUGACAAGAGAGGCUACUAUUUUUGGCCUUUCAGCAUUACUGGUAAUUCUUAUUACAGCAGCUGCCACAGGUCUGGUCCUUGUCAUUGUUGUUUUCCUUCUGUGUUCCCGGUUUUGUGGGGAGGAACGGUAUCGUGAACAGGGCUUCCAUAAGAUUGAUAGUAACCUUCCCAAUUUCCAGGAGUAUGAAGACGAUGACAUGACCGAUUUCACUGUCGGUGCCAAAUUACUGAAAAAAGAGUAUCAUGACUUUAGUUCUGACGAAGAAGAUGAACUCUUUCACAAGAAGUACACACGCACAAGAUGGUCCAACCAUCCGAAAAUGUUUUAG
Molecule: messenger RNA, 4461 nt
Organism: Acanthosepion pharaonis
Lineage: Eukaryota; Metazoa; Mollusca; Cephalopoda; Sepiida; Sepiidae
Source: the annotation of a GenBank genome assembly